AUGUCCACUAGACACGCCGCCACACGCUUGCUAGCCCGAGCGGGAAGCUCACGACAGACCCUCGCCCCCAUCGCAACUCGAGCUGCAUCUACAUCCACGUCGACCCCCGCCGCCUCAUCCUCCUCUUCAUCUUCGUCAUCUUGGCAACCAGCUCUUCCAGCUGGAAUAUCACCAGCAUACGACGCAGCUUUAUCUUACCUCUCUUCUCAUCAGUCUACGACACUCUCGAAACUCGACAGAUUACGUUCGAGAGUAGAUGCGAACAAUCCCGACCCGGAUUUAUUGCAGAGGAUCGAUCAAUUGGAAGUAGAGGCAUACAGCAAUGAUCCGGCUAUUCGAAGGUCAUUCAGAGAGACGGGCGGGAAAGGUCAGAUGGGUCAGACGAUCUUCAGGUGGCUGAGCGAAGAGAAAUGGAGAAAACAAGGUGGUUUGGAUCUACUCAUGCAAAGGUUGUUACAGAUGAAUGUCGUGCCCGAUUUAUUACCCACUUUACCACCUACUUCACCUCUUACCAUUACCCUCAACCAAGUGAUAGAACCUGGAUCGAUCCAACCUCCCUCCUUAUUCUCCGAACCACCAAUCAUACAUUCCCAGCUAUUCCAUCACCCCUCUUUACCCACUACCACACAGGCGAAUCCCGAGGCGUUACAUACGUUAUUGGUGAUUGAUCCGGACUCUCCGUCUCAUGAGACACACUCGUUCCAACAGCGAGUACAUUUCCUCAAGCGAGACAUUCCCUUAUCGGUCCUCUCCGGCGAGGUCAACCUGGCAGAUACAGCUGUAGGAAAAGAGGUGUUGGGAUGGGAAUCACCAGCUCCGGAACAAGGUACACCAAAUCAUCGUUAUGUAUUCCUACUAUUCCGACAAACGCAAUCACAGUCAUCUUCGUCCGUGAACUCAAGAGAAGAUUUCGAUCUGAGACAGUAUCUAAGUGAGAAUGACCUGGUGAUAGAUGAUUUAGUUGGGAUCAAUAUGUUUAGAAGUAAAUGGUCUCUCGAAGAGAACGAAUUCAUAAAUAAUGUGUAUAUCAGCCAAAGAGGUGUAGAAGGAGGAGCACCGGUAUAUGGUAAAGUACCCAAACAAGUUAGGUAUGGAUAUCCGAUGUCAGCCAAGAGACAACGUAUAGAAGAGGCUAGAGAAGAUGCGUGGAACAGUGCGGUUGCGGAGCUGGAGGGGUUGGUACAUGACGUAGAGGGAUUAGCUGGAUCUGCUGAAGAAACGGAGAAGGUGAGAGUGUAA
Messenger RNA from Kwoniella botswanensis, 1239 nucleotides. RefSeq lists its product as uncharacterized. NCBI's taxonomy places the organism in Eukaryota, Fungi, Basidiomycota, Tremellomycetes, Tremellales, Cryptococcaceae. The coding region runs from base 1 to 1239 and encodes 412 amino acids. The record is from RefSeq and is a predicted model, not a curated record. The transcript has a single exon.